Dichotomopilus funicola is the source of this 1665-nucleotide messenger RNA. RefSeq lists its product as uncharacterized. Bases 1 to 1665 code for a protein of 554 amino acids. Gene Ontology annotation, cellular component: plasma membrane. Gene Ontology annotation, biological process: adenylate cyclase-activating G protein-coupled receptor signaling pathway; cell surface receptor signaling pathway. The transcript has 3 exons. The record is from RefSeq and is a predicted model, not a curated record. Gene Ontology annotation, molecular function: G protein-coupled receptor activity. Lineage: Eukaryota; Fungi; Ascomycota; Sordariomycetes; Sordariales; Chaetomiaceae.
AUGACGAACGCCGCUGCCGCCUCCGGCAAGCCGUCGGACACGGAGAUCUUCAGCACCAUCGAGCGAGCUACCUCCGUCUUCUCCAUUCUAGGAUGCAUGGUCGUCAUCACCACCUUUAGCGUCUCCAGGGCGUUCCAUAAACCCAUCAACCGGCUGGUGUUUUACGCAACGUUUGGGAACUUGAUGACGAAUGUAGCAACACUCAUCGGCGGGUCCUUCAUCAACGAUAUCAACCACGCUGGCUGCCAGUUGCAAGCGUUUUUGAUUCAACUCUUCAUGCCUGCUGAUGCCUUCUGGAUGUUGGCCAUGGCCGUGAAUGUGCAUCUCACGUUUUACCAGAAGUUCGACGCGAGACAGCUACGAAGGAUGGAGAUCCCUUACCUGUUAUUAUGCUACGGGAUCCCCUUCAUCGUGGCUUUGUCCUUGAUCUUCAUCUCGACCCCUGAAAAAGGUCGUAUGUACGGCAACGCCACUCUGUGGUGCUGGAUCACCCCUCAAUGGGAUAUUUUCCGCAUCGCCAUCUUCUACGGGCCUGUUUGGGUUGUGAUUCUCAUCACCUUUUUCAUCUACAUCCGCGCCGGCCGCGAGAUUUACAACAAGCACAAGCAGCUGAAGGAGUUCAGCACCAGCCACCAUGACCCCGAGCCCGCUCACGGCACGGACGAUCCCUUCAGCUCGACGAAGACCACGGAAGUUUACGUGACCACCGAGGUGAUCGACAAGGGCCUCGAUAUGGGACCUCUGGGGGGACAUGAGCGUCGUCUUUCCACCCCCGAGAAGCCGUCGAAUGCUGCUUACUCCGUCCACAUUUCCUCCAACCGUCCUGGUGAUUUCUAUGGCGAGAGCGGCGACACCACGACCAACGACCGGAACAGCAACGGCAAUGGCAAUGACACCAACAGCAACAAAGUGUUGACGGGCAAGGUCCAAACGAUCAUCACAGCCGGCAAUCGCAAUCAUGGCGGAGGUGGUGCCACCCUUACGCGCAGCACGACCAACAGCAACAACAGCCAUCUCGGUGGUAAGCUGCAGACAAUGUCCAGCACAACCGGCACGUCCGUAGGAGGAGGAAACAGCGGCCCCGGUCAUAACGGCAACAACCAGCUGCGACGGCGCGCAGCAUACGAGGCCAACAACGCGACAUGGUCGUACACGAAAUGCGCCCUGCUCUUCUUCUUCGCCAUGUUGGUAACAUGGAUCCCGUCCAGCGCCAACCGUGUCUACAGUGUCGUCCACCCGGGAGAGGCCUCCCUGGCCCUCGAGUACAUGUCGGCCUUUGUGCUGCCGCUGCAAGGGUUCUGGAACGCCAUCAUCUACUGUGUCACCUCCUGGGGCGCCUGCAAGAUGCUGUGGGCAGACGCCCGCACAUGGUGCUCGUCCGUCGGCACGAGCCGUGGUCGCACCAACGCGCAUGAGCUAGGUGGCGUGGGCGCGGGCGCGGCAGCGGGUGGUGUUGGCGGCGGUGCCGGUCUGCCUGGGGGAGGCGUUGGCCUGCACCUGGGCCGGUCCGGGUUCCAUAUGAUGGGCAACUCGCGGAGUGGGAGCAAGGCCAGCGGCUCGCGCCACUCCAAGUCGUACGAGUCGGAGAGCAUGACGGAUCUGGCAGGGAGCCGCCCCCCGUCGAGCACAUACCCGAUAACAGGGUCCUCAAAAAUGGAGGUGUGA